GUUCAAUAAAGGUUCUUGCUGUUAUCACUGUGUCUUGCCUCACGGGAAACCACCUACACUUCAGUAUGUGAGACUUAUGCAGGGUUUGCGCUUUCUUUUGGUAAUAAGCCGGGGGGCCAUUUGAUGUUGCCGCCUCCUCCUUUGCCCGCCCGGGCUAUCUCCUUCUUCCAGGAGAGAGAAGGAACCCCCAUCCCCGGGCAGAGGCGACUGAAGCUCACACAAUCUGGAGGCAGGGGACUCAGUUGGAGAAACAAGUUGGGCAGGCCUAUGGCCUGGGCAGGCUGGGUCGUCCUCUUAUAUACCUGCUGGGAUUGACAAGGCAUCUGACCCUCACCUUAAUCUCAUAGCUCUCCUGUAGCUGCCUCUGAUUGGUUAUCAUUUAACUCUCAAGGGAAAUAAUUAGCAUCACAUGUCAUGUGCAUGAAAGUUGCCGAACCAAUUAACCAACUAGAAGGAUUACUGUUAAUAGCACCAGUUUUCCUAUAGUGUAACUUGAUAUUGCUGAAUAUGGGCAGGCCUAUGGCCUAGGCAGGCCAGGUCGUCCUCUUAUAUACCUGCUGGGUAUGACGUGUGAUGCUAAUUAUUUCCCGUGAGGGUCAGAUGCCUUGUGAUCAAGACCCCACCAACCUCCAGUUCGUGUGGUAUGAGGGCCAGACCAUAAUGGCAGUUUCACCUGGCAGUAUAUCACAGGUGAAACCACCACUGCUCCCGAGUCCCUCUUCCACCAGGGUGAAGCUGCCAUCGCGGUCUGGCCCUCGUACCAGUCCUGGGCAUUGGAUUGAUACAUUACCCAGGCCUAAACAUCAGCCUCACACACACACCCAUCUCACACACACGCUGGCAUCUCUUCCUGCCACAUGUUUCUUUAUGGCAUGAAUGGUGAUGCUACCCUCAUGUGCUCAGUCACCUGGUUGACUGCUGUAAAAACAGGAUUCAAGCAUUUGUGGGCUAUUGGCCUCAUCCAACUUCUUUUGUUUCUCUUUUUGAGAUUUGCGAACUACUGAAAGAAAUUUCAGCAAAACCAGAUUGCCAUUUAAUGCGUAUUAUUAUCCCCCCGAACGGUUCCCUCCCCAGCUGACUCUGCUUCUAGCCCCCCCCUUUUGAGUGGUUUUUCUUUUAUUUCCACUCCUUUCCCCACAACACAUCCUGUUCUCCAAUCUGCGCUUCAUUGCAUUAGCUGCUUGAAGAGCACCAAGGAUGUUGUUGUGUCUGGUGUUGGCUUGGUUGGGCAAAUGUCUGCUGAGAGGUUCCUUUCCGUCAAUAAGCUUCCAUUUGCUGCUCACUUUACUGUUCCCGUCAGGUAAGCAACUUCUUACUACCACCAUCUCUUAACUCCGUGGUCUUUAAACUAUUCUAACCUGGGAUUCAUUUUUAACCCCAAAAUUCACUUUUUUUUUUUGCUUAUAUCAAUAGUUUUUAAUGGUACGGUCAAACUAUUAUUUAGUCAAACUAAAUAAUAACAAUAGUCAAACUAUUAUUUACUGUCAAACUAUUAUUUAUUAGUAUUGGCUAAUCUUGAUUAUCUCGGGUUAAUCAGGUUGACACAUACUCUUUUUGAAGUUGCAACGUCUCCCUUUAAUUGUAAGCCAUCUGAUUCAACUCUUAAUUUAUUUUACCUGCAUUCCUUUCUUUUUCUUAUAAGGCAGUGCUGUAGACCAGUCUGCAGAUAUGAUUGUCAGGGGAAAUGAGCGAGUCAUUCUGAAAUGCUCCCAACUGAAAACCCGCUUUAGCUACAUGUACUGGUAUAAGCAAGAAAGGAGGAAAGAUGCACGGCUCCAGCUAGUGAUUUAUUCGAGAGAAGGUGGUGGAGACAGGUUUCCUAUUGAGACGGAAUUUCAAGACUUCUUUGAGAGCCCUGGAAUGCGAGAUUUCAGCUUGAAUCUGAUCUUGAAAGAAGCAAAGCCGAGAGACACGGGCACCUACUUCUGCGCUAAGCAAGAUCUCACAGUGAAGCGGCUGCACAGGAAACCAGUCACAAACCCCUUCACUGGGGAAUGUACAUGAUAAUUGUUGCUGCACAGAUAUGACCCAAGAUAUUUUGCUGCCUGAGGAGGAAAAAUCCAAGUGCCAUCCAUGUUCUACUAAUUAAACAUGAGACAUAACUGACUGGGAAGUUCUCCUGGAUCAGUCACUCUCUCUCUCUCUCUCUCUCUCUCUCACACACACACACACACACACACACACA
Molecule: messenger RNA, 2185 nt
Organism: Podarcis lilfordi (Lilford's wall lizard)
Lineage: Eukaryota; Metazoa; Chordata; Lepidosauria; Squamata; Lacertidae
Source: the annotation of a GenBank genome assembly